UGAUGAUGAUUGUGGCUCAUUUUAUUGAUUUCCAUUAUUUCGAUGAUUUUUAGUAACCAAUUAAUUGAUCAUUAUCAAUUUAUUUGGCACAUCAACUCACACUUUGAUUGAUUAUAAUUUAUAUUCAUCAUUACUGAAUGAAUGAAUAUCAGUUUUGUUGUUGUUGUGAUGGUGGUUGUUGUUGUUUAGUGUGCACGCGUGUUGGACAAGUAUAGAUUUUUUUUUUGGUGGUGAUAAUACACACAACCCCAUCAAUUAUAUAGCAUCGAAUUUUUUUUUCGUAUUCUCAUUUUGAUUUUUUGGGAACCUAGCCCAGAGAUUAAUACUCAGACGCAACAAAUAUAAACCAGAAAAAAUCAAGGUGACCGUCCUUGGUUUUUUUUUCUAUUCUGUCCCUGAUUUGUUUGGAUGGUCUGACAUCCUUUUAUUUUUUGUUCGAUUGUUUUUUUUCAAUUCACUCUCUGUCUGCCAAUAUACCAUUGUCUUCCAAUUUCUUCUAAUUUUUUUUUAAAUUAUUAAUUUUGAAAUUUAAACGCACACUUUAACAACAAAAAUGUAUCCUUUAAUACAACGAUCAUAUCGUAAGAUGAUGAUGAUGAUGAUGAUUAAUGGUCAUCACUAUCAACGAUUAUUAUCAUCAUCAACAGCGACAACAAAUUAUGUGCUAAAUGAACCUAGUGAACCAAAUAUUGUUACUGCUGAAAUACCUGGUCCACAAUCACGACGAUUAAUUGAUGAUUUGAAUAAAAUUCAAAAUGCAGGUGCCAUACAAUUGUUUGUCGAUUAUGAAAAAUCUAUUGGCAAUUAUCUUGUAGACGUGGAUGGUAAUACAUUUCUAGAUAUUUAUAGCCAAAUAUCAUCAAUGCCACUUGGCUAUAAUCAUCCAGCAUUGAUUGAAGCCGUAAAAGAUCCACGAAACAUAUCAUCAUUUAUUAAUCGACCUGCAUUGGGUAUACUACCACCGAAAUCAUUUAAUGAUCAAUUACAUUCGGCUUUACUUUCGAUAGCACCAUCUGGUUUGAAUGAAAUUCAAACGAUGGCCUGUGGUAGCUGUUCGGUUGAGAAUGCAUUGAAAGUUGUUUGUUUCUAUUAUCGAACAUGGCAACGUGGUCAACCACCAACCGAAGAUGAUAUGCUUACAUGUAUGACAAAUGAACAACCUGGUAGCCCAAAAUUAAGUAUCAUGUCAUUUAUGGGUAGUUUUCAUGGCCGUACAUUUGGAGCUUUAAGUUGUACACAUUCAAAAGCAAUACAUAAAGUCGAUAUACCGGCAUUCGAUUGGCCUAUUGCCGAUUUUCCACGUUAUAAAUAUCCACUAAAUGAAUAUAGUGAUUAUAAUCAACGUGAAGAUGAUCGAUGUUUGGCUAAAGUUGAAGAUCUUAUUGAAAAAUAUAACCGUAAAGCAAUACCUGUAGCCGGUAUGAUUAUUGAACCGAUACAAAGUGAAGGCGGUGAUUAUCAUGGAUCGAAAUAUUUUUUUCAACAAUUAAGAAAAAUUUGCACAAAACAUCAUGUUGCAAUGGUUAUUGAUGAAGUACAAACUGGUGGUGGUCCAACCGGUAAAUAUUGGGCACAUGAACAUUUUGAAAUGGAUCAACCACCAGAUAUUGUUACUUUUAGUAAGAAAAUGUUAAUAGGCGGUUUCUAUUAUCGGCCAAUGUUUCGUCCGGAUAAACCAUAUCGUAUAUUCAAUACAUGGCUUGGUGAUCCAUCAAAAUUAAUACUUUUGGAACAAGUAGUACGUGUUGUAAAAGAACAACGACUAUUGGAACGUAUAGCUGAAACUGGUGAUUAUCUAUUAGACCAUUUGAAACGUAUACAAAAUCAAUAUCCAUCAAUAUUGAUGAAUGCAAGAGGUAUUGGUACAUUUUGUGCAAUUGAUUUUCCAACACCAUCAUUAAGAGAUCAAACUAUUAAACAAUUACAUCGUAAUGGUGUACAUUGUGGUGGUAGUGGUUCAGCUACAUUACGUUUUCGUACAACAUUAACAUUUGAAAAACAUCAUGUUGAUCAAUUUAUUGAACGUUUUGAUCAUACACUUCGAUCAUUAUCGAAUAAUAAAUGAAAAAAAAAGAUUACAAAUCCCAA
Dermatophagoides farinae (American house dust mite) is the source of this 2088-nucleotide messenger RNA. It is a transcript of the gene Gabat, whose product is annotated as 4-aminobutyrate aminotransferase. Gene Ontology annotation, cellular component: mitochondrion. NCBI's taxonomy places the organism in Eukaryota, Metazoa, Arthropoda, Arachnida, Sarcoptiformes, Pyroglyphidae. Gene Ontology annotation, biological process: GABA catabolic process. Gene Ontology annotation, molecular function: 4-aminobutyrate:2-oxoglutarate transaminase activity; pyridoxal phosphate binding. The record is from RefSeq and is a predicted model, not a curated record.